UUAAAAAAAUAAAUAACUGAUUUUCCUCUUCUUAAAAUGCUAGAGGCUCACUUCAUCAUAUUUCUUCUCUGGGCAGUGAUACAGUCCCUCACUGGGGUCUUUGCAAAUGGCAUCAUCUUGGUGGUGAGUGGCAUCGCCUUGGUGAGGCAGAGAAGACUGGCUUCCCUUGAUCUGCUCCUCUCCUGCUUGGCGACGACUAGGAUCUGUAUGCAGGUGAUGAUCUUUAACGUCCAUCUGGUUGCUCUCUCCUUGGUGAAAGAGUCUGUGCUUAUUGAUAAUUUUCUAAUUUUCAUGUUUGUAAAUGAACUGGGGCUUUGGUUUGCCACGUGGCUUGGCGUUUUCUACUGUGCCAAGAUCGCCACCAUUCCACACCCUAUAUUCUUCUGGCUGAAGAUGAGGAUAUCCAAGUUGGUGCCGUGGCUGAUCCUGGGGUCUCUGCUCCACUCAUUGAUCAAUUCUGGCCUCCAAAGCAAAUAUAUGUGGCCAAUUUACAAAGGAGUCAUUGAGAACUAUUUCUCCAAAAAUAGGACUAAAACUGAAGACACACCUUCUGAACCAUUUUAUAUUUUCAUUUCGGGACUCGUGCCACCGUUACUUAUCUUCCUCGUUGCGGUUCUGCUCUUGGUUUUCUCCCUGGGGAGACAUACUCAGCAGAUGAGAACCAUGGGCACCAGGGACCCCUGCAGGAAUCCCCACGUCAACGCACUGCUCUCCAUCCUGUCAUUCCUAAUCCUCUACUUCUCCCACUACGCAAUGACUAUUUUGUUCUGUGCUCAAAUUGUGCAGUUUGGAAGCUUCCUCUUUCUGCUCUGCGUAAUGAUUGCUGGUGCAUUCCCUGCUGGACACUCUAUCAUCUUAAUUUUAGGAAAUGCUAAACUGAAACAAAAUGUAAAAAUGUUCCUCCUCCGUGGUAAAUGCUGCCAAUGAGGAAAUGGGUCACUUCAAAACAGCCAGGAUUCAGUGACUUAUCAGCACCUGCUGUUCCUUGCCCAGCCAACAAAGCAUCCUGUACAUAAAUAUAUAACAUGUCAUCUCAAGAUUGUUCGCUUAACCUUAGGGAUGUUUAUAGCUUUGCUACUUUUUCACAGAGUUAAAUUGAUUUCAAAAGCAUGACACAUGUCAAGAGAUUACAUCCAUGUCAAUAUCCAUCAUCUUGCAAGAUGUUACCAUUGAGAAAACUGGGAACAUAAUACAGGGAUCUUCCUAUAGGCUUUCUUAAAAGUGCAUGAAAAUCUUCAAUUUUCUCAAAAUAAAACGUUUAAUGAAAAAGGAAAACACAUGUUUGCAUUUGUGACAGUAGAAGCCACACAGUGUCACAGGGUCCUUCUAUGUCCGAUGCCUAGUCUUAGGUGGUUUACCAGAUGAGCUGACUGCUCAUCCUCUGUCUACCCGGAGGUCAUUUCUCUCUGUUUGCUGGAGUCACAGACAAUGGAGCCACUCUUCCUCCCUAGAUCAGAAGGAAGCUGAGCACAGACAGACCUCAGACCUUGUGAGCAAGCUCACCUCCUCCAUCCUGCGGAGAUGGAGAUGCUGUGAUGACCUGUCCAAGCAACUGAUGAAAGGGAAGAAAAUGGAGGGGGAAGAGGAGGAGGAAGAGAAGGAGGAGGAGGAGGAGGAGGAGGAGGAGAAGGAGGCAUCCCUUGAGGUCUGCAUGUUCAUUGUUCAUUUGCCCUGAUUGGGUAUCCUGCAGCUCAUAGCUUGGAAAGAUGUUUCAUUUUGCAUUUGUGUACUGGCUUUGGGACUCCGAGGACUGCCAGUGAUCAUUUGGUAUCCUACCCCAUUGCAUGUCUUCCUCCACAACAAAGCAACAGCUGUCGGUAGGUGGGGCUGAGGGUGUCUCCAUCUGCUUGAAGUCAUAGAUGCAUUUUCUGUUUGGCUAAUGAUUUUGGAAACAAAGAUAUAUAUGUGCAUUUCUAAAACAGAUUCAGAAUCAUUUUGCUUUCAGACAAAUGAAUAAUAUAAAAAUAUAUCCUUAAGUUUCAUUGUAACUUGUAGUUUAGGUGUGGAUUUGCCUAUCAUCAGUAGUAAGAAUUCAAAGACUGGUUCUCUAACCCUAGACAUGCAACUCACAGAGGACUUGCUUCAAAGAGCCAGAGAGAUGUGUUUCUUCUUGAAUGUGGGGAUUAGGUACUCUGCAGCUUCCCACAGUCUUGGGCAUCCCUCCUUAAGGAGCAAGGUAACUGCCUCCCUCUUCCUACUUCUUCAUUUCCCCACUUCCACCAGGGCAGGAAGGUUCAUAGCUAAUUGUGCUCUCAGGCAGACAGCUCUGGAAAGAGCAAUCAUGUCCUGGAGGUAAAUAUUGCUCCUAUGUCAGGAGGGGACAACAAAAAGCCACUUUUAUUUUUCUCACAUUUCAAGUUCAGCAAAUAAGUAACUGCUCCUUGAAUCCAUGAUGUCUGUCCCUGUGGGUGAGUGGAAGGAGGGUGGGAGCAGCCUCAAAUGUUCAGGGGGAAAUCCAUAUUAUGCAACUCUGAUGAUUUUUUUCCCUAGAUACCAAAUUCUGAUUCUAUUUCACGUAGCUCCUUUUUUUAAUAGAGGUAGUUAAUGGGAUGACUAUUAAGGUAUGACUAAGUGUGUAUUAUUAAUAUUACCAAGAGUUGUAAAAAAACUCAGUGCAUAAUAAAGCAUCAAAAAACUUUCCCAGCCUGCUUUCCUAGAAAUGUACUUAUCCCUGAGAUGCUGCCUCACUGUUGUGCUGCUGGGCUGGGCCUGGACACUAACUGCUCAGUUCUAGAAGCCAAGUGGUCUGGGCCUGUCUCUCUGCACUCCCCAGCCCUGCCAAUGUCUUCCUCUCUAGCAGGAGGUUGACCUCUGUCACGGUACAGCCUCUUCCUUCACCCACACUGUACCUUUACAGACGGGGCUUGCUGUGGCUUGAGUGUCAAUCCCCAUUGUGGGAACUUCACUGGCUGUGGCGUGUACAGGUGGGACUUUGGGAUUAGGGUCAGACAAGGCCAUCAAAGUGGAGGCCCUGUGAUUGACUCCUGGCGGCUCUAUCAGAAAGAGAGAACAGAGGAGAUACACCCUCAUGUUCCCUGUCUUUCCC
This is a messenger RNA of Ictidomys tridecemlineatus (thirteen-lined ground squirrel), 3046 nucleotides long. It is a transcript of the gene Tas2r1, whose product is annotated as taste 2 receptor member 1. Gene Ontology annotation, biological process: sensory perception of taste; detection of chemical stimulus involved in sensory perception of bitter taste; G protein-coupled receptor signaling pathway. Gene Ontology annotation, molecular function: G protein-coupled receptor activity; bitter taste receptor activity. The record is from RefSeq and is a predicted model, not a curated record. Gene Ontology annotation, cellular component: membrane. Lineage: Eukaryota; Metazoa; Chordata; Mammalia; Rodentia; Sciuridae.